Cavenderia fasciculata is the source of this 165-nucleotide messenger RNA. RefSeq lists its product as uncharacterized. The record is from RefSeq and is a predicted model, not a curated record. Bases 1 to 165 code for a protein of 54 amino acids. The transcript is spliced from 2 exons. Lineage: Eukaryota; Evosea; Eumycetozoa; Acytosteliales; Cavenderiaceae.
AUGCGAAAAGAUAAACACACCCGUUGCGAUGAAAACAGUAGUCUCUAUGACUUGUUGGCACUCUGCCGUUGCGUUGGUUUAUGCAAGAAUAAGAAUAAAGGGGGCGGCGUGAAUUUAAAUGACGAUCGUACAAUGCUAACAAGGAAGGUUAGAAACACUGUGUGA